This is a messenger RNA of Iphiclides podalirius (scarce swallowtail), 1056 nucleotides long. The record is from the annotation of a GenBank genome assembly. Lineage: Eukaryota; Metazoa; Arthropoda; Insecta; Lepidoptera; Papilionidae.
AUGUUUCCCGGCCUCAACAAGCCUCGCUCGCUGACCGCGUUUGGUUGGGUGUGUCGCUGUAAUUUUUUGAAAACACAAAUAUUCAUCAUGAGCGGACAACAAUACUACCCGUACAAGUGCACUCCUACGGUGUACCCGGCGGAGCCAUUCGACCCCGCUGCGGACGCGGAGACCCUCCGCAAGGCGAUGAAGGGCUUCGGCACAGACGAGAAGGCAAUCAUCGACGUCCUGUGCCGGCGGGGAAUCGUCCAGAGGCUCGAAAUCGCGGAAACCUUCAAGACCAACUACGGAAAGGACCUCAUCAGCGAGCUUAAGAGCGAGCUUAGCGGGAACCUGGAAAACGUCAUCGUAGCUCUGAUGACCCCGCUGCCCCACUACUACGCCAAGGAGCUCCAUGACGCAGUGGCUGGAAUGGGCACCGACGAGGAGGCCAUCAUAGAGAUCCUCUGCACGCUCUCCAACUACGGAAUCCGUACCAUUUCUGCGUUCUACGAACAAUUGUACGGCAAGAGCCUGGAGUCUGACCUGAAGGGCGACACGUCGGGCCACUUCAAGCGGCUGUGCGUGUCCCUGUGCAUGGCCAACCGCGACGAGAACCAGGGCGUGGACGAGGCGGCUGCCAAGGCGGACGCCGAGGCGCUCGCCAACGCCGGCGAGGGCCAGUGGGGCACCGACGAGUCAGUCUUCAACUCCAUCCUCAUCACGCGCUCCUACCAGCAGCUGAGACAGCUCUUCGCCGAGUACGAGGCAUUGACCGGUAAAGACAUCGAGGAGACAAUCAAGAAAGAGUUCUCCGGAAGCAUCGAGAAGGGCAUGUUAGCUAUUGUAAAAUGCGUCAAGAGCAAGGUUGGCUUCUUCGCCGAGCGCCUAUACUACUCAAUGAAGGGACUCGGAACGAAUGACAAGACUUUGAUCAGAAUCAUCGUGAGCCGUUCCGAGAUCGAUCUUGGCGACAUCAAGCAGGCGUUCCUCGAGAAAUAUGGAAAGACCUUGGAUAGCUGGAUUGCCGAUGAUACGAAAGGGGACUACAAACGCGUGUUACUCACUAUCGUUUCC